CGUGUAGGCGCAAACGAUUCGUCGUUUGGACGUCAAACGAAGAAAUUGCGAGCCGAUUACUAAUUAGUACGACAGAUUACAUAACAGUACUCUAUAUUUUCGAACUGUUUGGCACAGUUCCAGAACUUAUAAAUCGUACAAUUAUACGCACAGACUUUCGAACCUCGUUUCUCCUUCGUUUGACCUCGGAAUUCGAUUCUGUCGAGUCCGUGAUGCUCAUGGAGACGAGCUCUACGCAUUGGUACCAAGUUUCGGAAUUAUCGUGGCAGUUGCCGAUGCCGACGUCGACGUCGGGAUUGACGACGACUCUCCGAGGAACCUCUUACAAACCUCAAAACUGAUUUUCGGCUCCGUAGAUUGAUUUCUAGGGGUCCUAAUAACUAAAACGACCAUUGGAUGGUUUGUUUCCCUCCUUUCCUCCUUCCCCUCUCAUUUGGCAAACUAACUUCAUACCACGUUCUAGGAAAAGGAAGACGAAGAAAGACGAGGCCAAUCAAUCCUCAGCUGUUCAGAAUCCCUCUACGUCUUCCUUAUAUCUCUAGCAACACAGCAACCAUAAAUUCCCCAUGAAGGUCGCCUUCUAAUCCACAGUCGUGCACGAGGAGUGGAAAUUCAAGUUCCGAAGUCGGCGGCCGCUUGGAGCAUCCCUAUCUGCAACUUCACUUACAUCCAAACGACGGCGUGUAUUGGGCCGUGAUAACCAGACCGAGGCCCAGCCCUCCACACGUCUCCAUGUUGGUUGUAUUACCCUAGGUAAUUGGUGUAAAGGGUAUAUAAAUGCUUGUAAUGGCCAUCGGCCACCAUAAGAACCAGAAUAAUAAAACCUAAACUGGAGAGUGAUUACUCUCCCGUGGACUAGUCCCGACAAUCGGGGAUACCACGUAAAUCGCUUUUUGUUCGUUUCCGCUCUUACUUUUACAGAUUUCUCAUGGUAUCAGAGCGGCAGUUCCUCUUCGCAGGGGUGAUCGUGUUCGCGUUCCGCCCAAGCGCCUCGAUAUCUACUAUACGGGAAGUCAAGUUAAUCAAGUUCAUUAUCCAUUGACUUAUUCCCCUGAUUCUGAUCGCCUCUCACCGCAUUUUUUGCCUUUCUUGCAGCUAUUCAUUCUCAUACCGAACCACGUUUCUUUCAUCAGGCUGUCCGGUAUGAAUGUUGGCGGCGCCCUAUGGCGGUUGAGAUUGCCGCUCUUGAGAAAAAUGGUACUUGGACUCUGGUUUAUUUUCCACCGCAUGCACGGGUGAUUGAUUGUAAAUGGGUUUACAAGAUCAAAUAUUACCCCGAUGGUACCAUUGAGCGCUACAAAGAGCGCUUAGUUGCUAAAGGCUAUACCCAGAUUAAAGGCGUGGACUUCCAUUAUAGGUUUGCACCGGUGGCUAAGCUGGUUACUGUCCGUUGCCUCAUUUCUGUCGCUGUCAGUCGUGGGUGAUUUAUUCAUCAGCUCGAUGUUAAUAAUGCAUUCCUCCAUGGUGAUCUAGAGGAGGAGGUCUAUAUGCGCAUCCCUCAAGGAUUUGCCGCACCUGGUGACACUCGAGUUUGUCGCCUCAACAAGUCUCUUUAUGGUCUUCGCCAGGCAUCCCGUAAUUGGUACCAUAAGUUUACACAGGCGUUAGGUGAGCUUCAGUUUCGCCCGUCCCCUGCCGACCAUUCUCUUUUUAUCUAUGAGCGGGGGAGCACUCAUUUGGUUUCCUUGAUUUAUGUGGAUGAUGUUCUCCUGGCCGGUAACGAUAUGGAGUUCAUUUCUCGAGUUAAGAAGUUCCUUCACCAGCAUUUCAGCAUCAAGGACUUGGGCAAUCUCCGCUACUUUCUCGGUAUUGAGGUUACGCGUUCGCCCCACGACAUUGUUCUCAGUCAACAAAAAUAUACUCUCGACAUUCUUUCUGACGUCGGCAUUACUGCUUGUCGUCCGAGUGCUUUUCCUGUUGAACAGAACCAUCAUCUCACCCGGCCUUCAUCUGAUGCCCUCGUGGGUGCUUCUUCUUACCGCCGACUGGUUGGUCGGCUUCUCUACUUGACUGUGAUGCGUCCAGACAUUGCCUACAAUGUCAAUGUUCUUAGUCAUUUUGUUCAGGCUCCUCGUCAGCUUCACCUAGAUGCCGUUCAUCGUAUUCUCCACUACCUCAAGUCCUCACCAGGUCAGGGUUUGUUCUUCCCUGCUAAUCGCUCUCUUGAUCUUGUUGCUUAUUGUGAUGCCGACUGGGGUGGCUGUGAGAGUACGCGACGGUUUACUACUGGUUUCUUCAUCAGCUUGGGUGGCGCGCCGGUUUCUUGGCGCAGUAAAAAGCAACAUGUUGUUGCUCGCUCUUCUGCUAAAGUUGAGUAUCGCGCCAUGGCUAGUAAGGUUAGUGAAGUUAUCUGGCUCCGCUGGCUUCUCUCUGAACGGGGUGUUCCCCAGCCGGCAGCCACUCCGCUUCAUUGUGAUAAUCAGGCGGCUUUACAUAUUGCUGCUAAUCCCGUAUUUCAUGAGCGCACUAAGCACGUGGAGAUAUAUAGUUACUUCGUUCGGGAAUGCGUCCAGAGUGGUCAUAUUGUUCCUCUCAAAGUUAUCUCCCACCUGCAGCUGGCUGAUCUUUUCACUAAAGGCUUGGGCGCUGAUCGAUUUUGCUUUCCCCUGUCCAAGCUGAGCGCGUCCUUCCCGUCUCAGCUUGCGAGGGAGUAUUGGGUCGUGAUAACCAGACCGAGGCCCAGCCCUCCACACGUCUCCAUGCAGGCCAUGUAGCUAGCCCUUGUACGUGUGUUGGCUGUAUUACCCUAGGGAACUGGUGUAAAGGGUAUAUAAAUGCUUGUAAUGGCCAUCGGCCACAAUAAGAACCAGAAUAAUAAAACCUAAACUGGAGAGUGAUUACUCUCCCGUGGACUAGUCCCGGCAAUCGGGGAUACCACUUAAAUCCCGUGGCUGUCCACUUAUAGAUGUGCAUAGUUUAAUUAAUUAAAUUUACGGUGACACUAUGAGUAUAAAUCUGCUUGUAGCCUAGCGGCAAUUUGUUGGAACACACUUGGUAGUGGGUUCGAUACCUGUUGCUUCAUUAUUAUUUUUUUCUUUUAAAUCACAUUUAUGUAUAUGAUUAUUAUUUAUCGACAUAUAUCUUUUCACGUCGACGAGGUAAAUUUUACGACAUAGAAUCCCGUUUGUAAAUUUAUGGUUAUCGAGAAUGAAUUUAUUUUAUUCAUUCGUUUUGUUUUGUUUGGUUUGGUUUGGUUUGGUUUGAGAUGUUACAAUAACCAUGUGAUUGUUGACUGUUAUAGGCCGAAAAGAAAGAAUAGGGAAGCAAGACGUUCAUCUAGAGGUUUUGCUGGUCAGUUACAAGGAGUGGAUUCAUCUUCUGAUAGCAUCCUUGGGAAACCAGACUCACAGAAUGUCAAUGAAUCAGGGGGGAUUUAUUAAUCUUCGACUCUCCAUUGAAGAUGUUCAUAGGCUCCAGAAGCUGCUUGGACAGUUCAGUCCACCACAGUCGCCCACUUCUCCCAACAAUUCAUCCAUUGGUUCUACACCAAGAGCAGCUUCACAACAUGUUCAAGUGAAUUCAGGCACCAAGCAUAUCUCUGCUAGUCCAAACUAUGCAGGUAAAUUUACCUUAACCACGUAUUAUCAGAAGCAUCCACUAGAGCAUGUCAAUGUUUGGUUUCUUGAUACUAGCGCCACUGAUCAUAUUACUUGCUCAUUUAACCAUUUUCUAAAUAGCAAACCUAUUUCUAAUGUUUUCAUUACACUACCAAAUGGCUCUAAAACCCCAGCUAAUCAUUCUGAAACAUUUAGACUAUUGUCAGGAUUAGUCAUUCAUGGAGUUCUUUUUGUUCCUACCUUCUCCUUUAACCUCAUCUCAGUCAGUAAACUGACCAAGUCCCUUCCUGUGUCUCUUUCCUUUCAAUCCAACCUAUGCUACAUCCAAGACCUUCUCACCAGCAAGAGGAUUGGUUCUGACCAAGAGAUUAGAGGUCUUUACCAGCUCAUUCAACACACAGGAGAUCAUACCAUACAUGUCAAUUCCACAACUACACAAAGUCUUAUACCUCAAUCCUUUAACCUGUGGCACUGGAGACUUGGCUAUCCAUCUCAGCAUAGAGUAAAAGAGCUACAGAAAACAAUUCCCACUAUUUUUGUUGAGUCUGUUCAACAUUGUCAAGUCUAUCAUUUGUCCAAGCAAAAAUGUUUACCUUUUUCUUCAAGCCAAUCUGUGGCAAAGAGUAUUUUUGAACUCAUUCAUGUGGAUAUUUGGGGGCCACUUGCUGUUUGUUCUUACAAUGGAUUUCAAUACUUUCUUACCAUUGUUGAUGAUAAGUCUAGAUGUGUAUGGGCCUUUCUAAUGAAACACAAAAGUGAAGCUAAAAAACUUCUACAAGAUUACUGCAUUAUGGUGAAAAAUGAGUAUGAUAAAAGAGUUCAAAUCAUUCGCUCUGAUCAAGGAGCCGAGUUUCAUAUGCCAGAUUUCUUUUCCAAACAUGGCAUUGUUCACCAUAUUUCCUCUGUAGAAACACCACAACAAAAUGCCAGGGUAGAUAAAAAACACCAAGACAUUCUCAAUGUAGCCAGAUCACUCAAGUUUCAAUCUGGCCUUCCCCUAAAGUUUUGGUCUGAUUGUGUUCUACAUGCUGUGUACUUAAUCAACAGACUACCUAUCG
Molecule: messenger RNA, 4615 nt
Organism: Linum trigynum
Lineage: Eukaryota; Viridiplantae; Streptophyta; Magnoliopsida; Malpighiales; Linaceae
Source: the annotation of a GenBank genome assembly